This is a messenger RNA of Physella acuta, 2053 nucleotides long. RefSeq names its product zinc finger protein 43-like. The record is from RefSeq and is a predicted model, not a curated record. Lineage: Eukaryota; Metazoa; Mollusca; Gastropoda; Physidae. Gene Ontology annotation, molecular function: RNA polymerase II cis-regulatory region sequence-specific DNA binding; DNA-binding transcription factor activity, RNA polymerase II-specific. Gene Ontology annotation, biological process: regulation of transcription by RNA polymerase II.
AGUUACUCUCCCGUUCUAGCGCCGGCUGAAUUGAUUACACUAAAACUCAUCAAGUCUACAGUCACAGGGACUACUUCAACCACAAAAGUUAUGGCGCUUCUGAGUAAUUCAAAACUUAAUUUGUUUACCAUACUUUAAGCUGCACAAGUAAAAUAUAUUUAUCCAAGUCAAGAUUGCAGAAUGGCUUUAACAAAACUUCCUUAUUUGAAAGCACAUUUGCAAUACAGACAUGGUGGGGAUAGAAUUGUCAACAGGAGUCAGGAUGCCAUUGAUAAUUCUAGUCAACUUGCUUCCCAGUCAUCAAACUUUCAUCAACACCAUACAAUUUGUACAGUUGAAAAACCUUACAAAUGUGACAAGUGUAAUAAAUGUUUUGGAAGCCGUGUUACAUUAAGCAGACACAUUAGAAUUCAUUUAGAAGAAAAGCCUUACAGGUGUGACCAGUGCAAUAAAUCUUUUCGAAGCCAUGAUACACCAAGAAAACACCUUAGGAUCCAUUUAGGAGAAAAGCCUUACAAAUGUGACCAGUGUAAUAAAUCUUAUCUUAGCCAUAAUACAUUAAUUAAACACCUUAAAGCUCAUAUGGAAAAAAUGGCUUACAAUUGUGAGAUCUGUGGUCAAUGUUUUAGAACAUUUGCACAGCUAACUAAACACUGUAUAUUUCAUUUAGGACAAAAACUUUACAAAUGCAACAAAUGUGCUAAAUGUUUUACAACAAGUGCAGGGUUACGAAGUCAUCAUAGAAUUCAUACAGGAGAAAAAACUUACAAGUGUGACUUAUGUGGUAACUUUUUUAGACAGAUAUGGCAUUUACAACAACACCUGAAAAUUCAUAUACGAGAAAAGCAUUUCAAUUGUGACUUAUGUCGUAAAUGUUUUGGAAAGCUAUGGGAUUUAAAACUGCACCUUAGAAUUCAUACAGGUGAAAAGCCUUACAAGUGUGACAAAUGUGAUAAAUGCUAUACAAGUUUUGACAAAUUGAGGAAGCAUCAUAGAAUUCAAACAGGAGAAAAAACUUACAAGUGUGACUUAUGUGGUAAUUUUUUUAGAGAGAUAUGGCAUUUACAACAACACCUUAAAAUUCAUACAGGAGAAAAGCAUUUCAAGUGUGACUUAUGUGGUAAAUGUUUUGGAAGGCUAUGGGAUUUAAAUAAGCACUUUAGAAUUCAUACAGGAGAAAAGCCUUACAAGUGUGAUAAAUGCUAUACAAGUUUUGACAACUUGAGGAAGCACCAUAGAAUUCAAACAGGAGAAAAAACUUACAAGUGUGACUUGUGUGGUAAUUUUUUUAUUCAGAUAAGGCAUUUACAACAACACCUUAAAAUUCAUAUAGGAGAAAAGCAUUACAAGUGUGACUUAUGUGGUAAAUGUUUUGGAAAGCUAUGGGGUUUAAAACAGCACCAUAGAAUUCAUACAGGAGAAAAGCAUUUCAAGUGUGACUUAUGUGGUAAAUGUUUUGGAAGGCUAUGGGAUGUUCAGCAGCACCUUAUAAUUCAUACAGGAGAAAAACCUUACAAGUGUGACAAAUGUGGUAAAUGUUUUAGACACAUCUGGCAUUUACAAGGACACCUUAGAGUUCAUAAAGGAGAAAAACCUUACAAGUGCGACAAAUGUGGUAAUAGUUUUACCCAGCUUUGUAGUUUAAAACAACACCAUAGAAUUCAUACAGGAGAAAAUCCUUUUCAUGUGUGAUCAGUGAAGUAAAUGUUUCACCCAACUUGGCAAUUUACAGAAACAUCUUAGAAAUCCUACAGAAGAAAUGUUUUAACUGUGGUAAUUGUAAAUGUUUAGCACAAAGUAAUACUGUACUUAAACAUCACAAAUGUGAUAAAUAUUUUAAAUAUUUAUUUAUACAUUAAAGAUCCCUCAACUGAAAUAUGCACUUUAACAUCUCUUUGAGGUAUGCAUCAGUUUAGGGUCAUUUGAUCUGCACUGUGCAGUUGAUAGUCUUUUCUUUGUAAAAUAUUGUUAAAUUUUGAUUCUUGUUAACUGUUUGUAUUACAUUUUUGAUACCAAGGUUUCCAUUGGUGAUUUAUAAUUAAUUCAGUUUAUG